AUGGGCGAGCCGCUGGCAAGGGAAGCUGUGAGGGAGCGCAUCGAGAACUUGGAGCGACCGCAGCUCGAUGACCGCUCCUAUCGCAUCAUCACGCUGCCAAACAAGCUUGAGGUGCUGCUGAUACACGAGGCGGGGAGCGACAAGGCGGCUGCCGCGCUGGAUGUCAACGUGGGCAGCUUCAGCGAUGCCAAGGACAUGCCGGGCAUCGCCCACGCAGUCGAGCACCUGCUGUUCAUGGGCACGGAGAAGUACCCAAAGGAGAACGCAUACAACACGUACCUGACUUCCCACGGCGGCUACUCGAACGCCUUCACUGCCGCCACCUCGACCAACUACUACUUCGAAUUGUCCUACCAGCCCGCUACGGAAGACACAGACCUCGACUCAAAGGAGGAUUCGCCGCUGUGGGGCGGGUUGGAUCGAUUCGGCCAGUUCUUCAUAGCCCCGCUGUUCCUCGAGGACACAGUCGACCGCGAGAUCAAGGCGGUCGACUCGGAGAACAAGAAGAACCUGCAGAACGACACAUGGCGGCUGCACCAGCUGAACAAGGCCCUCGCAAACCCCGAACACCCAUACUGCCACUUCUCGACGGGAAGCUGGAAGACGCUGCACGAUGACCCGAUUGCGCGAGGCGUGAAGAUCCGCGACGAGUUCAUGAAGUUCCACUCCAAGCACUACUCGGCGAACAAGAUGAAGUUGGUUGUCUUGGGCCGUGAGAGUCUGGAUACAUUGGAGCAGUGGGUGGAGGACGUCUUUGCGCAGGUACCGAACAAGGACUUGCCCAAGUCGCGAUGGGACAUGCCGGUCUACACAGAGAAGGAGCUGCUUACACAGGUUUUCGCAAAGCCGGUCCUGGAGUCGAGGUCGCUAGAACUUCAGUUCUUGUACCGCGACGAGGAGGAAUUCUACGAGUCCCACCCAUCGAGAUAUCUCAGCCACCUGCUUGGUCACGAAGGUCCCGGCAGCAUCCUUGCAUACAUCAAAGAGAAGGGUUGGGCGAACGGACUGGGCGCGGGAGGGUCUACCUUGUGCCCUGGUUCUGGUCUGUUCAGCGUCAACGUGAAGCUGACAGAGGAGGGUCUGAAGAACUACAAGGAGAUCACGAAGAUCAUCUUUCAAUACAUCGCUAUGAUCCGCGAGCAGCCACCCCAGGAAUGGGUAGUGGACGAGCAGAAGCGCAUCAGCGAGGUCGAGUUCCGCUUCAAGCAGAAGAGCCCGCCGAGUCGAACCGCGAGUGGGUUGGCUGGUGUCAUGCAGAAGCCGUACGAUCGCACAAAGCUUUUGAGCGGCCCAGCAGUCAUCAGCAAAUUUGAUUCCAACCUCAUCAGUGAGGCGAUGUCGUACCUGCGACCCGACAACUUCAGGAUGACCAUCGUUAGCCAGGACUUCCCGGGCGACUGGGACCGCAAGGAGAAAUGGUACGGUACCGAGCACAAGGUUGAAAAGAUUCCCGAAGACUUGCUCAAGGAGGUCAGAGAAGCGUUUGAGAGCAAGCGCAGGCCCAAGGAGUUACACUUCCCUCACCGUAACGAGUUUAUUCCGAGCCGUCUAGACGUUGAAAAGAAGGAGGUGGAGACACCGGCCAAGGAGCCAAAGUUGAUCAGGCAUGACGACAAUGUGCGCAUCUGGUGGAAGAAGGACGACCAGUUCUGGGUGCCGAAGGCAAACGUUCACAUUUACUUCAAGACGCCGAUUACAUACGUUAGCGCACGAGUAGUGCUCAUUUGCACGCUCUUCCGUGAGCUUGUCAAUGAUGCGCUUGUUGAGUACUCAUACGAUGCCGACAUCUCAGGUCUAGUAUACGACUUCAGCAACCAUAUUAGUGGUCUUUCGAUCACUGUUAGUGGAUACAACGAUAAGCUGCACGUUCUACUUGAGAAGGUUCUUCUGCAAGUACGCGACCUGGAUGUGCGCGAAGACCGCUUUGCCGUCAUUCACGACAGGAUGUCACGAUCUCUGCGCAACUGGGAUAUCGGGCAGCCGUACGGACAAGUCGGCACCUACUCACGCACAUUCAAGAGCGACAGGAGCUUCAUGAACGAGGACCUGACGAAAGAGCUGGACAAUGUGACAGCCAAGGAUGUGCAGGAGUUCUACCCUCAGAUCCUGGCCCAGUGUCAGAUUGAAGUUCUAGCUCACGGCAACUUGUACAAAGAGGAAGCAUUGAAGAUCACGGAUCAGGUCAUCGAGAUCAUGAAGCCUAAGCACCUUCCGCCGAGCCAGAUUCCCAUCCGACGAAACAUCGUUCUGCCUCCCGGUAGCAACUUCAUCUAUGAGAAGCAACUGAGAGACCCUGCGAACGUGAAUCACUGCAUCGAGUACAGCUUAUACGCUGGCAACCGAUAUGACAACGACCUCCGCGCCAAACUGCUUCUUGUCGGACAGAUGACCGACGAGCCGUGCUUCAACCAGCUGCGAACUAUUGAGCAACUCGGCUACGUUGUCUUCUCGAGCGCAGCCUUCCACGACACCUGGGCAGGUUACCGUAUUCUGAUCCAGAGUGAGAAGGACUGCAGAUACCUCGAAGGUCGCAUCGAGAACUUCCUGAACUCCUUUGAGAAGACACUUCAAGAGAUGAGCGAAGAAGACUUCGCGAGCCACAAGCGAGCCAUCAUCAACAAGCGUCUGGCGAAGCUGAAGAACCUGAGUCAGGAAGACAACAGGUUUUGGAAUCAUAUCUACAGCGACUCGUAUGAUUUCCUGCAAGCCGACACCGACGCCGAGUACAUCGGCAAGCUCACCAAAAAGGACCUCACAGACUUCUACGCGCACUACAUGUCCACCUCCUCUCCUCAGCGUGCCAAGCUCUCCGUACAUCUGCAAGCGCAAUCCAAGCCCAAGGAGCCUACACUCGACGAGAAGAAACAAGCCGCCAUCGCUGCGCUCAGCGUCGUCCUCGGCGAGUACAAGAUCGAGGCUGAUACCGAGGAUGUCAAGACCCGCAUCAACGACGUCUCCUCUGCCGAGUCCAUCCCUGACGCUGUUGCCACAUACCUCAGCACCCUAUCCCUCGACAAAGAGAUCACAGACAAGAUCCUCGACUCCGCGAAGGCGGCACUGGGUAUCGCCGACGCUGGUCUGCCCGCCGAGCCAGAAGUCAAAGAAGACGCAGCGAGCUCGUCAGGCGCGGGCCAGCCGGUUCUCAUCAAGGAUGUGUAUGCAUGGAAGGCGGGCAUGCAGGUCAGCGCUGGCGUUAAGCCGGUCAAGCCACUGGAUAACUUUGUCGAGAUUGCGGAGAGGCUUUAG
Macroventuria anomochaeta is the source of this 3246-nucleotide messenger RNA. RefSeq lists its product as uncharacterized. The coding region runs from base 1 to 3246 and encodes 1081 amino acids. The transcript has 2 exons. Gene Ontology annotation, molecular function: metal ion binding; metalloendopeptidase activity. Gene Ontology annotation, biological process: peptide catabolic process. NCBI's taxonomy places the organism in Eukaryota, Fungi, Ascomycota, Dothideomycetes, Pleosporales, Didymellaceae. The record is from RefSeq and is a predicted model, not a curated record. Gene Ontology annotation, cellular component: mitochondrion; cytosol.